GGGCUAAGCGCGGUCCCGCCGGGCGGCGGAACGCCGGUGAGCGGGGCCGCGCCCCGCGGCGGGAGCGCGCCGGCAGAGCACCGCCUGCGCCGCGCCGUUUCCACGGCGACCGCCGAGCCGCCGCCGGCGCGGGAAGAUGUCGGCCGGGCACCGAGGCAGCGCGGCGGGCUUCGCGUUCCGCUCCCUGCCCCAGAAAGUCUUCUCCUGCCUGCAGGACAGGGACAUCGGGGACCGACUCCUCAAAUGGUCCAUGCAAGGCAGGAUCACAGCACAAGCAUUCGGUUUCGACCAGCAGUUUAAGCCCUAUCAAAAGGAUGAAUUUGUUAUGGCAUUUUUUAAUGAUCAAAAUGUGAACUCCAGUUUAAAGUUGCUCUCAGCUUCAGGACAAUGGACUACAUUGGGUUCCAAAGUGACAAAAAUUGAAGCUACAGUGGUGCCCUGUACACAGAUUUCCAUGUCAUUUUUUGAUCGGCUAUACACUGAAGGAGUUGUUAGAGAAACUGGAGAUAUUGUGAAGUGUUUUGAUGACUACUACGAUGAUAUUCUAAUCUCUGAUGAAUUAAGGAAGGUCUUGCUUCUGGAAGAUUCAGACCAUUAUGACUUAUUCAGUCAAUCAGAUCGCAAGGAAUUUCUGUUCUGUCUUUUUAAGCAUCUCUGCAUUGGGGGAACUCUUUGCCAGUUUGAAGAUGUAGUUGGCCCAUACUUAGAAACAACAAAAGCUUUAUAUAAAGAUUUGGUGAGUGUUCAAAAGAAUCCGGAAACAAAAGAAAUAUGUAUUAUUUCUACAGUCUUCAGAGUGGCUGCAUAUGAUGAUAAUGGCCUGUGUUACCCUUCAAGCAAAAGCCACGAACAGACGUUUGCCUACUUGAUCGUGGAUCCCUGCAAGCGACACGUGCACGCUCUAUAUCACUGUUUUGGUGGAAGUUUAUUUACCGCCUAGUUAUAAACCUGGCUGUUCUCCAGUCUUACAGCGGGGGUGGCCUUCUCUGCACCAAUUUCGGGUAGAAGUUGCCCGGUUUCCUUACGAGGAAGGAUGUGCUCCUUGGAUCAGAGGCGCUGAACGGCCACACCUUCACUUAGAUGUUACUGUGUGGUUAGUGACAAAAGUUUUGUGUAACUUUUCUGUAUUUAAAAGGCACACUUCUUGAGGCUGUUGUCCUGGCAGUUUUGUCGCCCCUCCCCUCACCCGUCUGAUUUAAUAAAGGGUAUUUCUCGA
Phalacrocorax carbo (great cormorant) is the source of this 1216-nucleotide messenger RNA. The record is from RefSeq and is a predicted model, not a curated record. Lineage: Eukaryota; Metazoa; Chordata; Aves; Suliformes; Phalacrocoracidae.